Molecule: messenger RNA, 5937 nt
Organism: Mytilus californianus (California mussel)
Lineage: Eukaryota; Metazoa; Mollusca; Bivalvia; Mytilida; Mytilidae
Product: palmitoyltransferase ZDHHC17-like
Exons: 15
Coding region: 20-1978 (652 amino acids)
Biological process (GO): protein palmitoylation
Cellular component (GO): Golgi membrane
Molecular function (GO): palmitoyltransferase activity; protein binding
Source: RefSeq, a predicted model, not a curated record
GGUAAAAUUGUCUUUCGAAAUGAUGGAACCAGACGUCGACCCCUCUUGUAAUCCAAUACAGCCCCUUUACCAACAGGAGGGUGACAAUGGUUUAAAUAGGGUAGACUCUGCAGUGCCUCUCCAGCCAGCAACAACAGACCAGCAAGGUCAGGGUCAAGAAGAUGCCAGGAAUUAUGGGAUUGUUAAAGCUGUACAAUAUGGUGCAUUUGGCAGAGUUCAGGAGUUGGUCGAAGGGGGAUAUGAUGUGAAUGAGAUGGACAAAGAAAAUGUCAGUCUAUUACACUGGGCUUCUAUCAAUAAUAGAAUUGACAUCAUCAGAUAUCUGAUAGAUAAAGGGGCUGUAGUGGAUAGAUUUGGUGGAGAUCUUAACUCAACUUCACUACACUGGGCUACAAGACAAGGUCAUUUAUCUACAGUUGUUCUUCUCAUGUCAUAUGGAGCUGAUCCUACCAUACUAGAUGGAGAAGGUUGUAGGUGUAUUCACUUGGCGGCACAGUUUGGUCACACAGCCAUUGUGGCAUAUUUAAUUGCCAAGGGUAAUGAUGUGGAUAUGAUAGAUAAAAAUGGAAUGACACCUUUGAUGUAUGCCUGUCACAGAGUUUUUGGGUAUGACCCAACACGCAUGUUGUUGACCUUUGGAGCAGCAGUCAACAAGACAGAUAAUGCACUUGGUAACACACCAUUACACUACGCUUGUCUGACAGGAAACACAUGUGCUGCCAAGCUUUUAUUAGAUGCCAAAGCUGAAAUAAAUGUAUCAAAUCACAAGGGACAGACACCAAUAGAUAUGGCAGUUGCAGCUCAACUGCCAAAUCUAGUGAAAAGGUUAAGACAGAUUAGUGAAAUGAGAGGAUCAGGGAAAUCUAACUGUCUUACAAGAUAUACUUCAGACAAGGUCUUUCGAAAGCGAGUGAUGUGGAUCUUCCCAUUUAUAGCAUUGUUCGUAGUUGGUUACAUUCCAGAAAUGACAGCACCUGUUUACAUGAAGAUACUAUUAGCUCUGCUUGCCUUUGGAGGAUACCAAAUCUGCAGACAGUUUUUCUUUGAUGAGAAUAUAAUGAAUGUGAUACCUUUACCUCUGUAUCUUGCCACUAAAGUAUGGAUGUACUACACAUGGAUUUUCUAUUGUUUGCCUUAUGUAAAUAGCAUGAAACUUAAUAUUUUAUUUACAAUAAAUACGUUGUUACUAACAUAUAACUUUGUAAAAGCUUGGAAGACAGACCCUGGAUUUAUUGACACAAACAGAGAACAGAAAAUGAAGACUGUAUUAGAUUUAGCAGAAACACAGACUCUAACAUUACAAGAAUUCUGUAGUACCUGUUUAGUACAUCGACCAUUAAGAUCCAAGCAUUGUGGUAUUUGUAAUAAAUGUGUUGCAAAAAUGGACCAUCACUGUCCCUGGAUUGAUAAUUGUGUUGGUGCAAAUAACCAUAAAUACUUUAUUGGAUAUUUAUUUUUCCUGUUUGGUAUGAUAUGUUGGUGUAUGUAUGGCUGUAAAAUAUAUUGGAAUAAUGUUGUGCCUUUUGAUUUCUAUGAAGAAGGAAUUACUGGAGUAUCGUACAAAUUAGUGAAAAAUUCUCCCUGGGUAACAUGGAUAGCAAUGAAUGCUGCAUUCCAUUUCUGUUGGGUUGGAAUCUUACUAGUGUGUCAACUCUACCAGGUUAUGUGGUUAGCCAUGACAACCAAUGAAAGAUUGAAUGCUCACAGAUAUAAAUAUUUCCAUCCACAACAUGAAGAUGAAGACAAAGGAGUCGGACACAGCCAUGAUGAUGGAGAGAGAUGUAAACACCAACCUAAAAGUCCAUUUAACCGAGGUCCCUUAUCUAAUCUGAUAGAUGUACUUGGUAUAAGCUUUUUUGGAUUGUUGCGGCCUAACAAAGUAGACUGGAAAAAUCUUUAUGAUGUCCCAGGGAAACCAGAAAACUUGCUCAGAAGAAUGAGACUCAAUGUAGCUAGAGAAAACUAUCAAUUUGUUUAAAAUUUCAUUAAUUAUAGAUUUUAGCGUUAUUUAAAUCAUUUUCAUUUUAUUGAUUAAUUUCAUGUAGAGUGUACUUUUUCAUUAUUAUUUUUUUAUUAUAUCAAGCUACAUGUAAUUGGAAAUAUGUGAAAGCUAAAUUUUGAGUAAAUAACUUUACAUAAAUUGAAUUUUCCAAAAUGUAUUUGAAUGCAAGUUUGAGAAGGCCCCCAAAGGCUGUAAAUAAGGAGAAUUUUGCGAUUUCAAUACAUAAACUUUCGGUGCAAUGGUAAAUUUUGUCAUUAAAUUAUAAGUUUGACCUACAGUGAACAUUGUUGAUUGGUACAAACCUCUUGCUGAGGAUAUUUUCAUGCAUUUUACAUGAUUUCCAAAUUUGCAAAAAUAAUCCCUGUGAGAAAAUUUCAACAUUUACGGAAGAUUUUUAUGCUAAAAUGUUAUGAAAAUGAUAACAGCGAAGAAGGUUUAUUCAUAAUAAGUUCUAAGAUAUAAAAAAAAAAAAACUGCAUUUAUUUUUUAUUUGAAUUUUAAAGUAAGCUUUUCUUUUUAUGUUUGAAAAGAUUUUUUCGUCAGUUUAACAUUAUACAUUUGAACAUUGUAUGUUUAUAGCCAAGGCUAUAAUAUUUUUAAAGUGAAAUAUCGGUUUUGAAAAAAAAUAACAUCUAAUUAGUAAUUUUUUGUCUGUAUCUUAUGUUUGAAUGUCAUUUUCAAAGUAACCACUGUUAAAAUUUUGUUUUAAAAAUUAUUCACACCUUUUAGAACAUAUCAAUUUUACUUAUUUAAACUGGAAAAUCUGUUUUUUUUAUGAGAAAAAUGUAAUUUAAAAAAGAGCCGUUUUCAAAAAAUAUCAAAAUUCUCAGGUAGAUCUCAGGUAUUUUUUUUGUUAAAUCACCUUAAGCAAGCUGUUUCACUACAACAAUAUUAAUUUCAAUACUUUAUUUUUUUUUUAAAUUGCUUUAUGUUAAACUGCAAUUGAAUUGAUCUGAGAGAUUUAGCUAACACCUGUAUAAGUUUUGGUGUAAUGUCUCAUUAUAAACUAAACAAAACAUUUACCACUAUUGUUUUUUGUAUAAUGUGCAUUUAUGAUUAAUGAUGUGUUAAUUUAUAAUGAAAAAACCAAAGUGUUAUUAUUAAACCAUUAUUAUUUAGCUUUGAUAUGUUUAAUUUUGGUGCACAACUUUUCUUAGCAUUUUAUAUCCUUUGUUGAACGAGUAUAUUCCUCUGAAACUGCUGUUUUGGCUGACUAGUAUUCAACAUGGCCACAAAUUUAAAUCUGAGAAUAUCACUAGCCUGAUACUGUAAAAACUACGUUGCACAAAGCGAUUGCCACACCAAGUUAGGUUCUCGUGUUCCUUGGAACCUUUUCUGUUAUUAAGCAAGUUUUACUUUGAUCAAUGUUGAGGAAUGUAAAGUUAUUUGUUUUGCACAUUUUGCAAAAAAGCAAAGGAAUAUGGUUUGGCAGCUAGUUUAUUUGUCUAUUUUAUAAUAAAGCCAAUUUUUUCUUUGAUAUGUUUAUUUAAAUUUGUGUCUUGUGCCCUUUGUUCAUUGUUGCUAAAUACAUCUUUUCUUUUAAAUAUAUAUUAAUAGAUUAUCUAUGGGUCUGAAAACAAGAGGAAUUUUCUUGGCUACAAUCUCAUCAAAGGGGGAUAGUCAUGAGAUGAGAUGUGGCCAAGAAACUUCGAAGAGUUGAAAGACCACAGAUAAUCUGUUUAGCGCUAUUUUUGAUCAGCAAAGUCAUUGUGUUCUCACUGGAAUUGGCUGAGAAAAAAUCAUUCUCAAUUUAGUUGGUUGAGACGGAAAAUUAUCUAACAGAAAGAUCAAAGAAAAUUGUAAGAAAUUGAAAAUAGUGAUAAAUGUUGUUUAUCACUAUUUUAUCAAAUUUUCCUUUGAUUUUUUUGUGAUAAUUGCCAUAUCAUGGUACUCGAGUGAUAUUGGAUUUUCUCAGUUGAGUAGAAAGAGAAAGUAUGAAGUCAUAGGCCUAUGUCAUUGAUGUUGCCAAAGAAAAGAGCAAUAAACAGAUUAUCAAUCUUUCAAACUCGAGGUUGUUUCUCUGCAACAUUUUAUCUAAGGGCUGUUUCCCUUUGAUGAGAUUGUAGCCAAGAAAAACCAUCUCCUUUGAAAAACUAUUGAUAAUCCCUAAUUAUCAUAUAUGUACUUUUACAUCUUUUCCUAUUUAUACUUUCAUUUCAUUCAGAUUUAUAGUUACAAGUUAUUAAAAAUUAUAACUAGUACUUUAAUUAUUUCACAAUUUCAAACUUUAAAAUCUCAACUCAGAAUAUUCAGUUUAUUGUAAAAUAUUCCAAAUAGGAAACAUAUUAUUCUGUUCCUGAAUAAUGAACCCUGUGUUUGUGUUAUAAAUAGAUCCAACCAAAUUCAAGUUAAACUGUGAUAGGAGUAAUAAAAUUAUGCAAGUAUGAAAGUUUAAGUAGCUACACAAUAUUGGAUACAUUUUACUAACACAUAUACUGUUAAGUGAAGAGAACAAUGGUAGAAUUUGGUAUAGAUGCUCAAAAGUGAACCUUGAAUGUUAAUCUCAGAGCAAUGUGAUCAAAAAGUUUAGAAUGUACUUCUGUGGAUUUAUUAUUAUUCGUGGAUUUGGUGGAUUUAGGUAAACCACAAAUUCAAAUAUUCAACAAAGUGCAAAUUUUCUAUAGGCUUGAAUGCAGACUUAGAUAUAACCAUGGAAUCAAAUAUCCAUGAAAAUACAAUUAUUCCUCAAUCCACAAAAAUUGGUAUCCACCGAAAUAAAUGAACCACAGUAGCUGUCAAUUUAUUAUUAUAAGAUUAGAUAACAAAAUUGUGAUAGAACAAAAGGGUUUGAUUUGCUAGUUUGUGUUGUGUUGAUAAAAUCUAAUGGUGAUAUAAUGAAUUCUUCAAUAUACAGGGUGAGACAGUUCUGAAAUAGAUUGAAUGUAUCUGUUAAAACUUUGUGAUUUGUGUGCAAUGUUUAUGUGCAAAAAUAUUUGUUUGAAAUUAUUUUGUUAUGCUAUGUAUGUGUUUCAUUUUGAAAAACCAAUAUUAUAUGUAAUUAUUUAUUUAUUUUGAAAUUAGCAAAUUAUAAGUAGCUUGUGUUUAAAACUUAUAAAGUAUUAAUUGAAAAUCAAAAUAUCUUUAAAAAUUGUUCUAUAAUUGUAAUAUAUAAUCUUAAUAUCUUUGUUUUAAAAACUUUGAUCAAUGAUUGGAAUUUUUCCAUACAAGUUUCUCCCUUUACAUCUCUGCACUUUGAGGUCAAUGUUUCAUUUAUAAUCACAAUAUAUUGUGAAGAAAUCCAGCUAACUUUUUUAUAAUCCAAAGCAUUUUGGGCAAUAUUUUCUAAAGUGUGCAUAAAAAAGUUGUGAUUAAUUAAAAUGAAGUACAACACUGUUUUUUUUUAAUAUUUAAAAGUUAACACAAGUUUGAAAGUUAAUUUAAUUGAAUAUAAUGUUGAAUCCCACUUGAUGCAAAAGUAGAAUUAUAUUAAUUUAUAUGACUGCGGAUUUGUAAUUCCAAAUGUUAAAUGUGUGAAAAUGUUUUUUUCUUUGUUUGGUAUUAAUCUGAUGGAUCAGUUAAUUCAAGAAACUCCAAAAAAAUUGAAUCCCAUGAACAAAGAUUUAUCUUUUAUUCACUGUACACUGAGAACCACAACAUAUUAUACUGGUAUAUUAAAGGCUGAAGAACAAUUUUUACUUAUUCAUAUUUUGUUUUAAGCCUUAUACUGAGACAUUUAUAACUCCUAUAAACCACUUAAUCUUUUUAAUGGAACAUAAGGGAUCUACUUUAUGGUCACCGUCUCUGUAUUAAUUAGCCAUCUUUGAUAAAAUACAAGGAAAUGAAACAAAUUAUAUGAACAGGGAAAAUAUACCUAUUCAGGAUAUUUUGCUGUGAACACAAUGUAUGAUCUGUUAUUAUAUCUUAGUCUAUCUUAAACUAUUUGAAUUCGAAAAUGAGCUUUAAAUACAGUUUUAUAUUAAAAUUUUUAUAAUCAG